AUGGAAGUUCCACGCCGGUCUUUGGCUGCGUCUCUCUCUCCUCUCCGGCUGAUCGACGGAAUCCCGCGUCGGAGGAGCUUUAAUUAUAACCAGAUGCCCGAGGAGCCAAUCAAACUCACUGUUCUCAAGCUUGAUGGAUCUUCCUUUGGUCUUGAAGUGUUGAAGACAGCCACAGUAGGGGAGCUCAAGAUGGCUGUAGAAGCUGCCUUCUCUCAUUUAACGAUCACAGGCCCUGGCAAAAUCUCAUGGCCGCAUGUAUGGGGACAAUUCUGCUUAUCCUAUGAAGAUAAAAAAUUGAUUAACGAGGCUGAGUACCUCAUUGAACUGGGCAUUAAAGACGGAGAUCAGCUUCGAUUCAUUCGUCAUAUAUCAAACUACGGCAUCUUGCUGAUGAAGAAGAAGAGCAAGGAACCACGUGUUUCUUCUUUGAAACAACUGAAACUGUUCUCGAUCAAAAACGGAACCUGGAAAAAGAAGGGAAGAGAAGGUCAAGAAGACGGCGUUGACUCAAUCCCUCAGACACAACCAGGCUUUCUAGCGACUGUAUUAGGAGGUUGGCUCUCUUACAAUUCAACGCCAAGUCAUCGAGGGACUAAUCACAGAAACGUGACUGCUUCCACUUCGAGCCACCGCAGACUCUUUGACAAACUCAUGGCAAGGUUUCGUUUCAAGUGUUAUUCAGAGAAAGAUGUCUGGAACAGAAAAAAACUCAUCUCUGAAGCAUGA
This is a messenger RNA of Thlaspi arvense, 726 nucleotides long. NCBI's taxonomy places the organism in Eukaryota, Viridiplantae, Streptophyta, Magnoliopsida, Brassicales, Brassicaceae. The record is from the annotation of a GenBank genome assembly.